This is a messenger RNA of Phyllostomus hastatus (greater spear-nosed bat), 948 nucleotides long. RefSeq names its product glutamic-oxaloacetic transaminase 1 like 1 (gene GOT1L1). Gene Ontology annotation, molecular function: pyridoxal phosphate binding; L-aspartate:2-oxoglutarate transaminase activity. Gene Ontology annotation, biological process: L-aspartate biosynthetic process. The record is from RefSeq and is a predicted model, not a curated record. Gene Ontology annotation, cellular component: cytosol. NCBI's taxonomy places the organism in Eukaryota, Metazoa, Chordata, Mammalia, Chiroptera, Phyllostomidae. Bases 1 to 948 code for a protein of 315 amino acids. The transcript is spliced from 7 exons.
AUGCAAGAUGAGGAACAGCACGGACUCAUCUUCCAGGACCUGGGCUUUACAGUUUAUGAACACUGCUUCUGGAACUCCAAGGAGCUGUGCAUGGACCCCGACAUGUUCCUCAACGUGGUGAAGCAGGCCCCGCAUGGCUGUGUCUUUGUGAUCGGGAACAUGGGCAACUGCAAGCUGACGCAGUGUCAGUGGGAGAAGUUGAUGGCCACCAUGAAGAAGAAGCAGAUAUUCCCAUUUUUUGACAUUCCCAGUCAAGGUUUAUUCACCGGUGACGUGGAAGAAGAUACUAGAUUCUUACAAUACUUUGUGUCUGGAGGCUUGGAGUUCUUCUGCAGCCAGUCGCUGUCCAAGAAUUUUGGCAUUUAUGGUAUGGGUACCCUGCUCUUCUUCGAGGCUGGAGGCAGAGUGACAGGGAAAGCCCUGGUAGGGGUGGAAGACACUGAGAACGAGGCUGUCUCUCCCAAUGCUGCAGAUGAAGGAGUGGGGCUCCUAGUCGUGGUGGCGCUCAACAACCAGCUCCUGCUGUGCGUCCUCUCCCAGCUGGUGAAAUUAGCUCUGGCCCUGUGGCUAAACCCUCCUACUUGCGGUGCCCGCAUUAUCACCUCCAUCCUCUGUAACUCUGCUCUGCAGGAAGCCUGGAAGCAGAGUCUGAAAGAGAUUGUAGAGGACAUCAUGCUGAUUAAGGAAAAGGUUAAGGAGAAGCUCCGGCUCCUAGGAACCCCUGGCUCCUGGGAUCACAUCACCAACCAGAGUGGGACCCAUUGCUACCUUGGACUCAACUUGCCACAGGUGGAAUACAUGGUCAAGAAGAAACAUGUCUACAUCCCCAAGAACAGUCGGAUUAACUUCACCUGCAUCAACGCUUGCAACAUAGAUUACAUCACUGAGAGCAUCAAUGAGGCCAUCCUCUUCACUAAGGACUCGAAACUAUCUUCAGAAAGAAAAUGA